Molecule: messenger RNA, 1884 nt
Organism: Gadus macrocephalus (Pacific cod)
Lineage: Eukaryota; Metazoa; Chordata; Actinopteri; Gadiformes; Gadidae
Product: E3 ubiquitin-protein ligase MARCHF11-like
Exons: 4
Biological process (GO): protein ubiquitination
Molecular function (GO): ubiquitin-protein transferase activity; zinc ion binding
Source: RefSeq, a predicted model, not a curated record
GACACUUACUGGUGGAUGUGGGGAGCAUCCCAGUACAACCACAGUCUUCUACUGGUGGACACUGGUAGCUGUCAUUUAAUAACGGUUACCAGGCUGGUCCAAUACAAACGUCAUUUAAUAACGGUUAACGGUUGGGAGAGGCCUCAACGUAUCAUUACAACGCAACAGAAUGGCGACCUGUUCAACCACCUGUGAGGAGGGGGGCGGGGACCCCCGGAGGUAAACCCGUCGACCUGCACGAUGACAUCAUCUAUAAGGCAGCAGCACGAGCGGCAGGAUGCUGUUGGAUGGGGGGGGGGGGGGGGGGUAGGUCGCUAGCUACAUCACACCACAUACAUCUUCUCACGCGCAAGCCCGCAUGGACGCACGUACGCACUCUUCCCUCCCUUGCGCCGCUCCAGGGUGUACACCGCCGUGCACGUGACACAGCUUAUCCUCUUUCACGCGCUCCCAGUUCGGUUCCGUCUCGCGGGAGAGAGGACGCUCGUUCAUCUGUGCGGAUGGGGCGCGUGUGUCUGGCCAGUUAUCACCUUUAUCCAACCACCGGUUACCUUGGAAACGAGACAUAGGUCAGGUGAGUAAAGGAGGGCUACUAUGUGGUGAUCCCCGACGGCUCCCGAGGCGCUCGGAGAUCCACCGUAUCCAGGGCGAUGCACGGCGGCCGACCGGACAUGAUCUCCGGGGCAGCUGUUACCGACCAGGAGCGACGACCGGUGUCACGUGCGCAGAGCUGGCCGUCCGUCCUCAACUUUGUCAGAGUGCCAUACCGUCACCACGUCACGGGGCGUAGCGGGGGGUAGGGGGGGACACGACACGUCUACCGGGGGGCGGUGAGGCUCGCGGCUCCGUCGCUUCGGUGGGGGAACAGCGUCGCGUGAGCAUCUAUGCGAUUGCGUGUCGGCUCUGAAUCUCACGAUGAGCGCCGAGGAGGGAGAGGCGGGAGAGACGGGCCCUGCCACAGGGGGAGAGGAGCCGCGGGAGGGCUGCACGACGACAACUGGCGCUACGGGGGAAUACCCGCGAGGACGCCCACGCGACGUGGACGAACCGCGCGAAGGGUCUGGUGGGAAUGAACCGGCAGGGGAACCGGAGAGCGACGGGGAGGACGAGGAUCGGGAAGAGGAGGAGGACGAGGAGGAGGGCGCGAUGGGGGGUCGUCUUUGCGGGGACAAGUCCCCUGCCGCCCUGCACUCCAGCAGCAGCAGCGAGUCCUGUAUCCCUACGCCAAGCUGCCGGAUCUGCUUCCAGGGCGCCGAACAGGGCGACCUGCUGAACCCGUGCCGCUGCGACGGCUCGGUGCGCUACACCCACCAGACCUGCCUGCUGAAGUGGAUCAGCGAGCGCGGCUGCUGGAGCUGUGAGCUCUGCUGCUACCACUUCAACAUCCUGGCCAUCACCAUGAAGAGGCCCUGGCAGUGGCAGAGCAUCAGCAUCACGCUGGUGGAGAAGGUCCAGAUGGUGGCUGUGUUCCUUGGCUCGCUGUUCCUCAUGGCCUCCAUCACCUGGCUGCUGUGGUCGGCACUCAGCCCCCAGGCCCUCUGGCAGCGUCGCGACGUGCUCUUCCAGAUCUGCUAUGGCAUGUACGGCUUUAUGGACCUGGUCUGUGUCGGCCUCAUCGUGCACGAGGGCGCGGCCGUGCACGGUGUCUUCCUGCGCUGGCGGGCGGUCAACCUGCACUGGGACGUCCGCAGCUACGACAAGGCGGCGGACCUGGAGGAGAGCAGUGCGGGGGGCCCCGCCGCCCCCCUCGUCCCCCGGACUCUCUGGCUGCCCCUGGGCCCCCUGGGGGAGAGGCCCCUGCAGACCUCCGAGCUGGCCCCCAACAGCCCCUGGAGCUGCCCCUGCUGGCCCUACCUCUGCCCGUGCGGGGCGGGGCCCGGCGGG